Molecule: messenger RNA, 934 nt
Organism: Acaromyces ingoldii
Lineage: Eukaryota; Fungi; Basidiomycota; Exobasidiomycetes; Exobasidiales; Cryptobasidiaceae
Product: ribosomal protein S5
Exons: 3
Coding region: 42-818 (258 amino acids)
Biological process (GO): translation
Cellular component (GO): ribosome; cytosolic small ribosomal subunit
Molecular function (GO): RNA binding; structural constituent of ribosome
Source: RefSeq, a predicted model, not a curated record
GAUUCACCUAUUCGUUUCGACUUCAAGACUCAAGAUUCAAGAUGGCUGACGCUGCUCCUCGUGGACGAGGUGGAUUUGGUGGGCGCGGAAGGGGUGGCCGACGUGGUCCUCGCCGUGGUGGCCGAAGGGACGGCGAGAAGGAGGAGUGGGUCCCCGUCACCUCGGUUGGCAGGCUCGUCAAGGACGGCAAGAUCAAGUCGAUCGAGGAGAUCUACCUUUUCUCGCUCCCCAUCAAGGAGUUCCAGAUCGUCGACAUGCUCCUGCCCAAGCUCAAGGACGAGGUCAUGAAGAUCAUGCCCGUCCAGAAGCAGACCCGUGCCGGUCAGCGCACCAGGUUCAAGGCUUUCGUUGCCGUCGGUGACUUCGACGGCCACGUCGGUCUCGGUGUCAAGUGCGCCAAGGAGGUCGCCACGGCCAUCCGCGCUGCCAUCAACAUCGCCAAGCUCAACGUCAUUCCCGUCCGUCGUGGCUACUGGGGUAACGCCCUCGGUGACCCGCACACGGUGCCCAUGAAGACGAGCGGCAAGUGCGCUUCGGUCAUGUGCCGUCUCGUUCCCGCUCCCCGUGGUACCGGUAUCGUUGCUGCCCCUGCCUCGAAGCGCAUGCUCCAGAUGGCUGGUAUCGAGGACUGCUACACCCAGGCUUCGGGCCAGACGGCCACCCAGGGUAACUUCAUCCAGGCCGCUUACAUGGCUCUCACCAAGACCUACGGCUUCCUCGACCCUACCCUCUGGCGCGACAUUGCCCCUCCUCCGACGCCGUACCAGGAGCACGCCAACCACCUUGCUCGCCAGGGCAAGAAGGCUCUUGCUCACUGAGCAGCGCCCUCUUUUCUACCCCUUUACAUUUCGCUCGCCCCCUCGCACGGCUGUGUUCUCCCCCCUCCCCCCUUUCCCCCUUUCUCUUCUCUUUCAUGCCUAUGUAAAACUUUCAC